CCACCUCCACCACCUCCGUGUCACCCACCACCAAUUCCCGAAUGCCCACGUGUACUACCACCUCCACCAUGCAACUGUCCACCACCGCCUCCACUCCCAAUUCCGAACUACUCAACCCCUACUGGCUGUGAUUCACCUCCAAUACCAAUAAAACCGCCUCCAGAAUCGGAACCACUACCAACAAGCCCCGAGCCUGUCGAGGAACUUCCACCACCAGACCAUCACCCAGACGUCUACACCUCCUCAUCCCGUUAUGUCAGUGAUUUACCAAACCCAAGGAAGCCAGAACCAUAUCUUGUUCCCCGCGCCAGGCACUAUUCACCAUCAGCUGCGCAGUAUGCUGCCCCGGAUAUCACGUAUUCAAAGAGACGUAUACAACAAGCUGCCGAACAGUAUCUUGGAACGAAUGUUAACGUUAUAUGCGGAAACGGAGUUUUUGCGUACGUUGUGCAUACAAGAGAGUUUUGCCAGCAUACUGUCGAUGACCUUACCUGUUACGUAUUUCAACCCACGUAA
This is a messenger RNA of Enterobius vermicularis (human pinworm), 516 nucleotides long. NCBI's taxonomy places the organism in Eukaryota, Metazoa, Nematoda, Chromadorea, Rhabditida, Oxyuridae. The record is from the annotation of a GenBank genome assembly.